Messenger RNA from Fonsecaea erecta, 1017 nucleotides. RefSeq lists its product as hypothetical. The record is from RefSeq and is a predicted model, not a curated record. Gene Ontology annotation, cellular component: plasma membrane; cell cortex of cell tip. NCBI's taxonomy places the organism in Eukaryota, Fungi, Ascomycota, Eurotiomycetes, Chaetothyriales, Herpotrichiellaceae. Gene Ontology annotation, biological process: fungal-type cell wall organization. The coding region runs from base 1 to 1017 and encodes 338 amino acids. The transcript has a single exon.
AUGGCCCUCUUCCGACGCUCCAACAAGUCCGAAGAGCCCAUCACCCACAACACCACCACCUCAUCAUCCGACGACGUUCCCCCAGGCUACCGAAAAUCCAAACCGACCUUCCUCCGCCUGUUCACCGUAAUUAUCUAUCUCCUGGCCACCGUCUUCCUCAUCCUGGUCGAGAUCGGCGACAUCAACAACAAGCCCGUGAUCCGGUCGACGUACUUCCUGAAGAUCGACCUGGCCAACAUCAUCCCGGCGUCGGUGCCCAACGCCGUCUUCAUCAACAGCAUCGCUCAGUCCAUCGGCCUGCACGACUUCUACCAGGUGGGCCUGUGGAACUACUGCGAGGGGUACAAUGGCGAAGGCAUCACGUACUGCUCGCCGACCAAGACGCUGUACUGGUUCAAUCCGGUCGAAAUCAUCCUGAACGAACUCCUCGCGGGCGCUUCUAUCACCCUGCCCACUGAGGUGAUCGAUGUGCUCGACCUGGUGCGGCUCGCGUCGUGGUGGAUGUUCUCGUGCUUCCUGGUCGGUACGGUGCUGACGUUCGUGUGCGUCUUCGCCGCCCCGCUGGGUUUCUCCCAGCGUCCCCGGUGGCAGCACAAGGUGAAGCGGAUCUUCUUGCGCCAGUUCCCCAUCGCGCUACUGACGGGCGCGGCGUGGCUGUUCACCGCCGUGGCGUCGCUCAUCGCGACCAUCAUGUUCCUGAUUUUCCGCGAGAAGUUCUCCGGCGCCGCCGACCUGAAUAUCCACGCGCAUCUGGGCAAGCCGAUGCUUGCGUUCAUGUGGAUUGCCACGGGCCUCAAUCUGAUCGGGUUUUUGAUGCAGCUCGGUACUUGCUGUGGGGUCUGCUGCUGUACGGGGAGGAGGAAGGCGAUUCGGCAGAGUCAGAUGUACGAGGCUGGGCGAGGGGAUGUCGACACCACCCAUCCCGGGGAGAAGUCGGUGCGGGAUGCAGACGGCAGCGCGACGGCAGGUGGGCCGUCCGGUGGGUUUCCCACCUUCAGAAGAAGCAGGCGAGGCUGA